AUGAAACAAACACAUACAAAUUUAUUAAUUCAGCAAAGUGGACUCUGGAUAAAUCCCAAGUAUCCAUUUAUAGGUGCCAGUCCAGAUGGCUUGGUUUCAUGCGACUGUUGUGGUGAGGGAGUUGUAGAGAUUAAAUGUCCCUACUGUGCUAAGGGCAAAAAGUUGAGUGAAGCAAAGUUAAAUUACUUGUCAGAGGGAAAAUUAAAAGAGAACCAUAGGUACUUUUACCAGGUACAGACUCAAUUAAUUGUGACUGAGAGAGAAUUUUGUGACUUUGUAGUUUGGAGUGAACAGGACAUUGAUGUUAUCAGGAUUGAAUUAAAUGAAAAUACCGAAACAGAAAUUAUAACAAAAUCAAAAGAGUUCUUCAUCCAGGUUAUUCUGCCAGAAAUAACGGGUAGUUUGAUAACCAGAAAUUUGUCGUCUAGAAAACAAGCAUCAGAAAAAAAGACUUUAUUUAACAAUGAAAAUCUAUCCACUACAGCAGUCUCAUCUGACAUUGACCAAAGGCCUCCCUUACAAAAUAUCCCCAGUACAUCCAAAGAUGUUAUUCAGACCAAAAAGCCCAAGUCAAAUGACAGUGUUAUAAUCCAAGACAAAAGAAAAUGUCUAUGUAAUGUUGAGUGUCUUGAAGCCAAUUUUGCAGCUUGCUGCUCUGAAAAUUGUCCCUAUUGAUUAUUACAUCUGAAAUGUGUAAAAUUAAAAAGGAAACCCAAACAGCCAUAUUACUGUCCAUCAUGCAGAAAAGCAAAUUGGUAACUAGUAUUAUACUUGAAAAGAAAUUGCUUUGCAUGGAAUGUAUCAA
Molecule: messenger RNA, 805 nt
Organism: Ruditapes philippinarum (Manila clam)
Lineage: Eukaryota; Metazoa; Mollusca; Bivalvia; Venerida; Veneridae
Exons: 1
Coding region: 1-675 (224 amino acids)
Source: RefSeq, a predicted model, not a curated record